This is a messenger RNA of Periconia digitata, 2468 nucleotides long. The record is from the annotation of a GenBank genome assembly. NCBI's taxonomy places the organism in Eukaryota, Fungi, Ascomycota, Dothideomycetes, Pleosporales, Periconiaceae.
UUUUCUUGGUAUCGCAGAAAUCACCACCAGUCCGGAAUGAGCUAGAAACCUCUGGAAAGACCUCACAUUAUACACGUGGCUCCGGCUUUUUCGUGCUUCACCUCGUCCGAGCCACAGUCACCUCGAAUUUCCAACAAUUAGGCCGGCAAAACGUAAUCCCGCUACUGAUCACGUGCGCGCAAGCUUGCCUCUCACUUCCUACCCACGCAGUCGUCUCACCUCGCUCACCUCCACCUGAGCAGGUGCCUUCGCCUCGAAUUCACACACCAAAUCACCUUAAACCAAUAGCCAACUACGGCUACUCCAAAAAAGUCUUGACGGAAACGCACGGCGCAAACAACCGAUUUAAGUACGAGCCGCGUGGUAUGGAUCUUGCGUCUCCGUUUGUGACGCCCAAAUUUUCGCCUAUAGACCAGGUUGUAGACGGACAAACUGAGAAAAAUCCGGAUCAUCAAGACGUAACUAUGUCUUCCUCUUUCGACAACGAGGCUGCGGGUAAGGCAGUCGAGACUAUGCGUUCCGUCCAAGAUCGCCCCACCACACCAGUUGUCAACCCCGAUGAGAUCAUCCUGGACAUCGAUACAUCUACUCCACCCAGCCCCGACGGCGAGAUGGACUCGGCUGUCUCCGAUGAGGACAAGGACAAAGAAGCUGCUCCUGGGUCUCCCGUCGCCGAUACCUUCGAUGAGCACCAGACCCCCGGUGCCAUGGAAUCAACAACUCAAGACCAAAAAGUCCUCCCGGAGCCUGGCGAAGAAAAAUCCAUCGAAGCUCCCAGUGUCCCAACGGCGGCAGCAGACCAGACUGUUGAGCACAAGGCUGGCAUGAAUUCACUGGACGUCAACAAUGAGAAACGUGUACCCGGCAAUCCGACCUCAGAGAAAGAGGUAUCCACGGACGAAGAUCAGGAGCAGGGAAAUACCGAGUCUACCGGUCCCGUUGAGCCAACUUCUCCACUACAAAUCCCCAAAUCUCCGACUAUCAAGGUCACAACUACCACCGGAGAAAAGACCGCUCUAGUCUCUGAUACUGAUGUCGCUUCCUCCCCACCCAUUGUCAUCACACCUCCAACUGGCACGAACAGCGACAAUUCUUCCAACGAGCAUCUUCUCACGCCCAACGGCAACGCAUCAAUUCCAUCUCCCGCUGCUAAGAACGAUGUUUCCCUCAACCCCCGCGCCCCAUCUUUUCAAAACCCGAUGAUGGCGUCGCGCUACAGCCCGAUCAACUCUCCCCUCCCACCUCGACCUUCCGAUAGUGGCGGCUACCAGGGCAAAAAGUUCUUCCUCAACAGGGACUUCCCCCAUAAGGAUGAUUAUAACAACAGCGGACGUGGUGGAUUCAACAAUAUCAAUCAAACCAAUUACACGGACAAUGAAACCCUUCAAUCCGCCAACGAAAAUAAUCAGUAUACAUGGUCCUUGACCGCCACUCGAAGAAUAAAUACUCUCGAGGCUACCCUAAUCAGGACAAGGAAUGAGCUCUACGCCGCCCGUCGUGAGGCUGAUGAGGCUAUGCAGGAAGCCAAGGAGGUAAAGGAACAGGCUGCAUCCGCUGCAUCGUCAUUUUUGGAUGAGUCGUUCAAGGUGCGGAUGGACAUGUUGGGUCGUGAAGCUGCUAUCAAAAAGAUCACGAACCGAUUGGCGUUCGAGGAAGAGCUGUCAGCCUGCAUUAAGAAAUAUCUCAUAGUCGGACAGAAGCUCCAUUCCGUCAAAAGACGCGAGGAACGGGCCUGGAACAAGGAUGAUGAGGUGAAGUUGCGGGUCGCCGAGGCUCUCAAGGACGAAGAAAUCGCGAGGAUUGAGGCUAAGAAUGACCUCCGCAAGCGAGAAGCCGACCUCGACACCGCGCUUAAGCAGCUCAAGGUCCGUGAGGAUCAUAUCACGGCACGCGAGAAGUUCUUUGAAGAACAAUAUGCCUGGGACGUUGAGCAGCGAGUCACCGAGCGGCUGACUAGCCAGAUCACUUUUAAUGUACGCAAUGAGGUGUGGAAUGAGGCGUUUGACAUUGGAAAGAAAGUGGGCCGUAAAGAGGGCAACAAGGCCGGCUUUGUACGCGGUUACGAAGCAUCCCUCAGGGAGACUAACGUGCUGAAGCGGUUCCGCGACAACGAGAUCAAUGGGGAGGAGAUGGAGACGGAGCUGGAGAAGCAAUUGGCGAAAGAUGUGCGCAGUGAGAAGAAUGGCGCGCAUGUGGAGAAUGGAGGUGGAGAGAAGGAUAUUGAGAAGAAGAAGAGCGAGGAGCAGGAGGAAAAGAAGGUCAAGGAGGCGCUAGCUGAGCCAGUCGAUCUGCUCGACGGCACCGUUCUGGAACCGCCACAUCCCUACUCCCACCGAAUCGGCAAGACCCACGCACAGAUCGAGUCCGAGCGUGAGAAUCGUAAAAAGGGCUUGUGGGGCUUCAAGGUCUCAGGUGCCACGCCAUUUGAUGGAGGCGACCCGAGUGUACCCAACAUCAUGGACCUAUAG